AUGACAGCUGUUGAAUUCAAGGAGUUUUGGAAUGCAACAUCUACCGUACAUGUUGCAACGCUGGAACUAGCACUAGACCAUCCGAAGGAGGUUGCAUUGGCAGGAAUAACGCCUGUGUCAGGUGGAAAAGACACGAGACCAUUGACGGCGUCCACACUCAGCAAAUUGAAGCUGGUUGUGAGGGUCAAAGAGAUUGAAGUCAUUGCCGACCCGGUGGCGGUUGUGGUAGAUGUACUCGAGGAAGAAGAGGUACUCGAGGAAGAAGAGGUACUCGAGGAAGAAGAGCUAGUCUCCUCAUCAGGGCUAUCGUCUGUCUCGGAGAUGCUAUCUGGCGAGGGAAACAAGGCCGGCGUCAACCAGGCCGGUACAGCUCCUAGUGGGACAACCAUGGUGCCUGCCGAGUCUACCAGAACUGGAGUUGCGACGCCACCAAUCAUCAGGGCAAGAGUCAGCAGCGUGCCUGCAGCUAUAGAGGGCAGGUGA
Molecule: messenger RNA, 483 nt
Organism: Penicillium daleae
Lineage: Eukaryota; Fungi; Ascomycota; Eurotiomycetes; Eurotiales; Aspergillaceae
Exons: 2
Coding region: 1-483 (160 amino acids)
Source: RefSeq, a predicted model, not a curated record